Thamnophis sirtalis is the source of this 774-nucleotide messenger RNA. The record is from RefSeq and is a predicted model, not a curated record. Lineage: Eukaryota; Metazoa; Chordata; Lepidosauria; Squamata; Natricidae.
AGGAUCGGGGGUAAACCAAGGGCGACGAAGUGCUGCCUAUUAAGUCCAGCGAAUAUAUUCGUUCCUUCCCCAGAGAUCCACCCCAACCAAGCAAACUUUGCUCCGCGCUCUCCGCCCCCUGAGGCCGCUCUCCGGCUCCUGCCUUGGCUCUGCGACGGACGAGGCAAUGGCCGGCGGUGAGUACAAACUGCUGCUCGAAGGAGCCGAGCAACUGGUGCUUGUUUGCACCCAAGGCGAGCAGUAUCUCUUGGAGGCCGGCAUGGAGCAGCUGGCCCUGCGGGGAAACGCCAGCGUGGUAAUCGGCAAAAAUGGGUGCAUAGAAGCAGUUGGUGAUGCAAGGGCCAUUCGUGAGCAAUUCUCUGGAGCAACUUUUGACAAAAUAAUUGAUUGCUCUGGAAAGUGCAUUUUACCAGGUUGGUAUGGAUUUAAAGAUUUAUUGUACCAAGCAGUAAUUUAUGUAUUUAUAGAGGGGCAAGACAUGCCUCUGUUUUUACUUCUUUAUUUUCCUUUGAAGUGAAAAGGACUGAGUAAAGGACACAGAACAUUCUGAAAGAAAGAUUGCUGUGUCAAAUUGGAUGUAUUUCUUGAGCAUGCCAGGACUUUUAAUCUAUAAUAUAUAAAAUCAGAACCAGAAGCUUCAGCUAGUGCAGAAUGUGGCAGCAGGUGUCAGGGCCAGCCCAAAAAUGACUUAGAAAAAUCCAACCAAAGUUCAGUUCUUUAUUUGCUUACAUCAGUGUUUUUCAACCACUGUGCUGCGGCACACUAGUGUGCCGU